AUGUGCCACCUCGUGGGCGGCGUGGCGGGCGGGCGGCUGUCUCUGCCGCCGCCUCGAGUGAGCCUCGUCUCGCUCUUCGUCUACUCGAGCCUCGUCUCCCUCGUCUCGCUCUUCGUCUACUCGAGCCACGCCUCGUGUGCCGCCUCGUGGGCGGCGUGGCGUGGCCGGCGGCUGCCUCUGCCGCCGCCUCGAGUGAGCCUCGUUUCGCUCUUUGUCUACUCGAGCCUCGUCUCGUGUGCCGCCUCGUGGGCGGCGUAG
Messenger RNA from Emiliania huxleyi CCMP1516, 258 nucleotides. RefSeq lists its product as hypothetical. The record is from RefSeq and is a predicted model, not a curated record. The coding region runs from base 1 to 258 and encodes 85 amino acids. Lineage: Eukaryota; Haptophyta; Isochrysidales; Noelaerhabdaceae. The transcript has 2 exons.